Amborella trichopoda is the source of this 2761-nucleotide messenger RNA. The record is from RefSeq and is a predicted model, not a curated record. Lineage: Eukaryota; Viridiplantae; Streptophyta; Magnoliopsida; Amborellales; Amborellaceae.
UAAAUUGGCCGGGCACGGGCACGGGCAAGGGCACGGGCAGGGGCAGGAGCUAUGCCAGAGUGCAGGAAUGGCAAGUGUAGCACAGCCUCCAUUGGAACUCACGAAGAACCAAUUUCUCCACAGACCCAAACACCAACAAUCUUUCUCUCUCUUGCUUCAUAAACCAUUAAAGUUCCACCACCUCAAAGAGAUUCAAGCUCAACUUUUUCGCAGAACUCUAGAUCAGGACAAUAUUCUUAUAACUAAACUCAUAAAUGGCCUUGCUUCUUCUGGUUCAAUCGACUAUGCCAUGAUUGUCUUUGACACCAUCAAAGAACCUGACCUUGUGCUCUGCAACACCAUGCUCAAAGGCUGGAUCUUAAACCAGCUAUUCAAAGAGGCUCUCUCUCUAUAUAUUCUGGUGUUAGAGAGAGGUUUCUGGGGUGACCAAUUCACAUUCCCAUAUGUUCUUAAGGCCUGCUAUAGUCUUCAAAACAUCAGUAUAGGCCGAGCAAUUCACUCCAUUGCUGCAAAAACUGGGUACCAAGCUGAUGUUUUUGUGCAAAAUUCUUUGAUUGAUAUGUAUUUGAAAUGCGGGGAUUUUGAGUCAGCAAUGUUGGUGUUUGAGAAAACGCAAAACCCAAAUUCAACUUCUUGGAAUCUCAUUGUAAAGAGCUCUGCAAAUCGAGGGGACAUAGAGACUGCUCGUAACGUUUUCGAUGAAAUGCCCGAAAGAGACAUUGCAUCUUGGAACACCAUGCUUAGUGCCUAUGCUAAAAUGGGUGAUAUUAAGAAUGCUCGGAAAGUUUUUGAUGAGAUGCCUCAAAGGAAUUUAGUUUCUUGGAAUGCAAUGAUAGCUGGUUAUGAGAAAAAUGGCCAUUUUGAUUGUGCAUUAUCAUUGUUUGCAGAGAUGAGAGAGACCGGUAGUAGACCAGACAAUGCCACCAUGUUAUCGGUGUUAUCUGCAGCUGUUGAAGCGGCUGACAUUGAGAUGGCUAAUAAGUUACUCGAUUACUUGGAUGUGUGUUUUUCCUCAAAAUCUUUCUCUUUAUUGACCACGGUUAUGAAUUUGCAUGCGAAGUUUGGUAGGCUAAGGGAAGCUCGCCAAGUUUUUGAUGAGAUGCCUAAGAGAGAUGUUGUGGUGUGGAAUGCUAUGAUCGGGGGUUAUGCACAAAAUCAAAAGCCCUCUAAGGCUCUUGAAUUGUUUCGAGAAAUGCAAUCGAAAGGGGUUGAACCAGAUGAGAUGACCCUAGUCAGUGUUUUGUCAUCCUGUGGCCAAUUGGGUGCCUUGGCUCUGGGGGAAUGGGUCCAUUCCUACAUCAAGAGGAAUUGUGUCAAGCUAGACAUAUUUCUAAGCACCUCACUUGUCGACAUGUACGCUAAGUGUGGCGAUUUGAAGAGGGCUCGAGAAGUGUUCAAUGGCAUGACUAAUAGAGAUGUAGCCUCAUGGAAUGCUAUGAUAAGGGGCUUGGCGAUGCACGGCCACGGCAAUGAUGCCCUCUCUCUCUUCUCCAUGAUGGAGAUAGAGGGAACAGCCCCAAACUGUAUCACAUUUAUUGGGGUCCUGAAUGCUUGUAGCCAUGAAGGCUUGGUAGCUCGGGGCUCCGAGCUAUUCGAAUCAAUGCAAUUCAAAUAUAAGAUCAGACCUCGAAUUGAGCACUAUGGUUGCAUGGUUGAUCUUUUCGGGAGAGCUGGGCUUCUUAAAGAGGCUCAAGAAUUCAUAAGAGCAAUGCCUAUCGAACCCGACAAUGUGGUCUGGGCAGCUUUGCUCAAUGCCUGUAGAAUUCACAAGGACUUCGAGCUAGCAGAGAGGGUGGCUCAACAUCUCAUUGACCUCGACCCACUUCAUGAUGGUAAUUACGUUCUCUUGUCAAAUAUAUAUGCAGCCUCCAGUAAGUGGGCUGAGGUGGAAAAAGUUAGAGAGAGAAUGAGCAUGCGAGGAGUUCUCAAGACCCCAGGUGUUAGUUCAGUAGAGGUUAAUGGCACUGUUCAUGAAUUCACAGCUGGAGAUAAGUCACACCCGCAAGCUCAAGACAUAUAUUUAGCUUGGGAUGAGUUAGUCGAGAGGCUUAAGGGUCUAAGUUACUCUCCUGACACUGGUUCGAUUUUAAGGAACAUGGACGAGGAGGACAAGGAAGAAGCUCUUUACCGGCACAGUGAGAAGUUAGCGAUCACCUCGCUCAUAAAUACAGAGCCCUUGGUGCCUUUGAGGAUUGUGAAGAACCUUAGGAUAUGCUCUGAUUGCCAUUGUGCUAUGGAGCUCCUCUCUAAACUCGUGAGGCGAGAGAUAACCAUUCGAGAUCGGAAUCGUUUCCACCAUUUUAGAGAUGGUAGCUGCUCUUGUAAGGGUUAUUGGUGAGGAUAGGAGUUCCAAAUCCUUAUUCUUUGUACUGUACAUUAAUGAAACACGGAUCCUCUCUUUGUUACUUGGGUAAGCUACGGUUGGAACCCAAGACAUGCUCUCAUGCCCUAUCCACCAAGGAAUUAGGGCAAACACUUGUACAAGUCAAAUUGCACCACGUUAAGUUUCAGAGCUCACGCUCCCUGAAGCUUCCACUGUUUAAAGACUUGGCAAGUUUGUGACACUCAAAACCAGCAUUCUACCAGUUCUGAAUGACCCCGAUUCGGAUAGCCUGAGUCUUGGCAAAGUCUUGCUGAGUUCCUAGAUGAAACCCAUCCCCGAGUUUAAGAUUCGAGAUUCUGCAAGUUGGCUCCUGACUUGCCCGGGCUUGUAGCAUCAGAAUGGUUGCAACAAAUUCAAUAAUUAAUGAACUAUAUCCAA